Arachis ipaensis is the source of this 2858-nucleotide messenger RNA. Its product is annotated as sucrose synthase. Gene Ontology annotation, molecular function: sucrose synthase activity. The record is from RefSeq and is a predicted model, not a curated record. NCBI's taxonomy places the organism in Eukaryota, Viridiplantae, Streptophyta, Magnoliopsida, Fabales, Fabaceae. Gene Ontology annotation, biological process: sucrose metabolic process.
AUGUAUUUUUCUUCUCCUGUAAAGUGUCUCCGGUAUUCCCCUUUGGCGCUCCUUGUCUAUAAAUUAACGCAUCCACCACCUCUCUUUCCAUUCAUUCAUUCCGUUCUUCUCCUUCACCCCUUCCUUUUUUACGUUCAUUCUCUUUUCUCCAUUGUUGGUUGAAGUUUUUCGUUUGGGGCCAUGGCUUUGACUCGCUCUCACUCUCUCAAGGAGAGGCUCGAUGAGACUCUUGCUGGACAGAGGAAUGAGAUUUUGGCCCUUCUUGCUAGGAUCGAGGCUAAGGGCAAGGGAAUCCUGCAGCAUCACCAGGUCAUUGCUGAGUUUGAAGAAAUCCCUGAAGAGAAGAGGCAGAAGCUAUAUGAUGGUGCCUUUGGAGAAGUUCUGAGAUCUACUCAGGAAGCCAUAGUGCUGCCACCAUUUGUUGCUUUGGCAGUUCGUCCAAGGCCUGGUGUUUGGGAGUACCUGCGCGUGAAUGUGCACGCGCUUGUUGUUGAUGAGUUGCGUCCUGCUGAGUACCUCAAGUUCAAGGAAGAGCUUGUUGAUGGCAGUUCCAACGGCAACUUUGUGCUUGAGUUGGACUUUGAGCCUUUUAACGCAUCCUUCCCCCGCCCAACACUUAACAAGUCAAUUGGGAAUGGCGUUGAGUUCCUUAACCGCCACCUUUCCGCUAAGCUUUUCCAUGGCAAGGAGAGCAUGCAGCCAUUGUUGGAGUUCCUAAGGCUUCAUAGUUACAAUGGAAAGACUAUGAUGUUGAAUGACAGGAUUCAAAACCUGAAUUCUCUUCAACAUGUUCUGAGAAAGGCAGAGGACUAUCUGGUUACACUUGCUCCCGAAACACCCUACUCAGUAUUCGAGCACAAAUUCCAGGAGAUAGGUUUGGAGAGAGGGUGGGGUGACACCGCCGAGCGUGUCCUCGAGAUGAUCCAGCUUCUCCUGGAUCUCCUCGAGGCACCUGACCCUUGUACCCUGGAGACAUUCCUUGGAAGGAUCCCUAUGGUCUUCAAUGUGGUGAUCCUUUCUCCCCAUGGUUACUUUGCUCAAGACAAUGUCUUGGGAUACCCUGAUACUGGUGGCCAGGUUGUUUACAUCUUGGAUCAAGUUCGUGCAUUGGAGAAUGAGAUGCUCAACCGCAUCAAGAAACAAGGCUUGGACAUCACCCCUCGCAUUCUCAUUCUCACCCGGCUUCUCCCUGAUGCUGUUGGAACUACUUGCGGCCAACGGCUUGAGAAGGUAUUCGGCACUGAGCAUUGCCACAUUCUUCGAGUUCCCUUUAGAACAGAGAAAGGAAUUGUUCGCAAAUGGAUCUCAAGAUUCGAAGUCUGGCCCUACCUAGAAACUUACACUGAGGAUGCUGCUCAUGAACUUGCCAAAGAGUUGAAAGGCAAGCCAGAUCUGAUUGUUGGAAACUACAGUGAUGGAAACAUUGUUGCCUCUCUGUUAGCACACAAAUUGGGUGUAACUCAGUGUACCAUUGCUCAUGCACUUGAGAAGACCAAAUAUCCAGAAUCUGACAUUUACUGGAAGAAAUUUGAUGACAAAUAUCACUUCUCAUGCCAAUUCACAGCUGAUCUUUUUGCAAUGAACCACACAGAUUUCAUCAUCACCAGUACCUUCCAAGAAAUUGCUGGAAGCAAGGACACUGUUGGACAAUAUGAGAGCCACACUCACUUCACCCUUCCUGGACUCUACCGUGUUGUCCACGGCAUUGAUGUCUUCGAUCCAAAGUUUAACAUUGUCUCUCCUGGUGCCGACAUGAGCAUUUACUUCCCAUACACUGAAACCGAGCGCAGGUUGACAUCCUUCCACCCGGAGAUUGAAGAGCUACUGUAUAGCAAUGUAGAGAACGAGGAGCACAUAUGUGUACUGAAGGAUCGUACCAAGCCAAUUAUCUUCACCAUGGCGAGGUUGGACCGUGUGAAGAACAUCACAGGACUUGUUGAGUGGUAUGGCAAGAACGCCCGCCUUAGGGAGCUCGUGAACCUUGUCGUGGUAGCCGGAGACAGGCGGAAGGAGUCCAAGGACUUGGAAGAGAAAGCUGAGAUGAAGAAGAUGUAUGGCCUCAUUGAGACUUACAAGCUAAACGGCCAAUUCAGGUGGAUCUCCUCACAAAUGAACAGAGUGAGGAAUGGAGAGCUUUACCGUGUGAUCUGCGACACCAAAGGUGCGUUCGUGCAGCCUGCGAUCUACGAAGCGUUCGGUCUGACAGUUGUUGAGGCCAUGACUUGUGGAUUGCCAACAUUUGCAACUUGCAAUGGUGGUCCUGCUGAGAUCAUUGUCAAUGGAAAAUCUGGCUACCAUAUUGAUCCUUACCAUGGUGAUCGUGCUGCUGAGAUUCUUGUUGAUUUCUUCGAGAAGAGCAAGGCUGAUCCAUCUCACUGGGACAAGAUCUCUCAGGGUGGUCUCAAGCGUAUUCAUGAGAAGUAUACGUGGCAAAUUUACUCCGACCGCCUGCUGACUCUCACUGGAGUCUACGGCUUCUGGAAGCAUGUGACCAACCUUGACCGCCGCGAGAGCAAGCGUUACCUUGAGAUGUUCUAUGCCCUCAAAUACCGCAUGCUGGCUGAGUCUGUGCCCCUUGCUGUCGAGUAAAAUCAAGUCAAGCGAAGAUUGAGGAGCUUCACAUAUGGUGAAAUCGGCUUUUUCUCUUCUGGAGUCUUGUGGAGUUGAUAUAUAUAUAUUUCAAUUAUUUUGAGAUUGUAUUUGAUUAGGUUUUGGUAUUAUAAGAAAAGCUUAAAAAAGUGUUUUUUAUUUUUAUUAUUAUUAUUAUUAUGUAUUAUUGGAUGUUUUGAAAUCUUUAAAUUUGGGGUCUACCCCAUCAUUUCAAUUCUAAGCAUUGUCCUCUCCACUUAUUUGGUUCA